This is a messenger RNA of Babesia bovis T2Bo, 2464 nucleotides long. Its product is annotated as Nucleoporin FG repeat region family protein. NCBI's taxonomy places the organism in Eukaryota, Apicomplexa, Aconoidasida, Piroplasmida, Babesiidae. The record is from RefSeq and is a predicted model, not a curated record. The transcript has a single exon. Bases 156 to 2309 code for a protein of 717 amino acids.
AUAUUGUAACACUUCCAAAUUUAUCUCUAUAUUUAUGAAUACUUUAAUUGAUACAUGACGGCAUGAUAGUUACAAAUCCGAUCAUUGACGUGGCUUAAGAAUCCAAGUCGCACAUCGCAUGGCAGAAAAUUCACUUUUUUGUGUUCAAUGUCAAAAUGGCUACCCCUUUUAAUUUUAAUCAAGUUGGUACAGCUUCGUUCGGAACGGGUGGUUCACUAUUUACUGCUCCUACAGGGGCACAGUCGAGCGUGAGUAACGCUCCUACCUUCGGAAACCUCGCUGCGUCGUCGAAUACUUUUGGCUCACACUCAUCCGUUGCAACCAGCAGUAUAGGGCCAUCUUCAUCAGUCGGUGCUGUAGCUAAUGGCGGAAGCAUGGGAUUUAAUCAACCUGGACAGCCGGUUUCAGUUACACCGCAGAAUUUCCAUUCACGUUGUACCGUCAGGCUCCUAACACAGUAUGUACCUCAAUGGAGUGGACAUUUUGACGUAGCCGAGGUCAUUUUGACAGCGCACGAGAAUAGAAUUUUAAAGAUGCGUGAGAUGGUUGACCGUUUGUUAGCAUUGGAUAAGCUAUGUUGGCAAUCGCAUGACAAUAUCAAGAAUUUGCUAAACGGAAUAAGUUUGCUACAAUCAAAGUUACAUAAGGGAGUGACUGAUCGAUGUAAACGCCAAGAUACGCAGAACAUGAUAUCAACGAAAGCUCGUCGGUUGUGUGACACUCUUCAAUCUAAUGAUACCCAUCAUGGAACCAAGUUCUUAGCAUCAUUUCGUGUACCAAAUCAUUUACAUGUGCAAUUAUCUAAGGAACUGCUGGACACCAUACGUUCUGGGAGGCAAGAAAUCCGUUUGCUGCAAUUGGAAGUGAUGUCACUGAAAGACAUCGAGCUUUCGAAAUAUGUGCUUACCGUGAAGGGUGUACAGGAUGCACAUGACAAGACACUACACAAAAUCGCAGAUCGUCUUUCUAAAAUUGUGUCUUCUAUGGAUGAACAUUUCCGUGAUCGCAAAGACCUUUGGCAUUGUGUAGCAGAUGAAACUAGCGAUUUGAAAAGGUCAUUCCUUAUUUCAAUAGGCUUACCUGUUCGCCCUGCUGCAUCACAGAGCUCUACAAAUGGUUUACCAUAUGUUGAAAGUCAUAAGGAAAUAAAAAAGCAAAUAGACUGUUUGAGAAAGUUCAAUGCCGCAUUCAGCACCACUGGAAAAAUCAACAUGGAUGCAUCAUAUUACAACAUACGAGAGAUGCUGCAAAAACCAACGCCCAAUGCUGCAGCUUCUCAGGUAGUCGGCGCUUUUGGAACGACUGGCAUGGUUGGCACGAAUACAACUGUGCCUGGUACGUCAUUAUUUGGCACAAACUAUGGCACCAAUGCAGGUAGUGUUUAUGGCACUUCUACUGGUGCAGGGUCGCAACAAACAGGAAUUGGUUUCACUGGUGGCACAGUUAACAUCUUUGGUAGCAAUAACACUACUACUUCUGGAAAUAACUUAUUUGGAAAUAUUCCUACCACUAAUACGGGUACAUCGAAUAUAUUCGGUACCACAAAUACGGGCACUACAGGCGGCCUAUUCGGCAAUGCCAACACGAACACUACGCUUGCUUCCACAGGUACUGGUGGUUUAUUCGGAUCUAACACCGUAGCCACACCUGGGAUUACAACUAAAAGCCUUUUCGGCACUACCAAUGCAAAUACAGCAGCUACUAGUGGCAUUUUCGGCAAUACCAACGCCGGAACAACAUCGGGCUCCAGCAACCUUUUUGGAAACACUGGCACGGCAACAACUUCUACCACUGGACUUUUCGGUAACACCGGUACCAACACAACAAGUUCUACUGCCGGCUUAUUUGGUGGAGGAACCACUAAUACCACUGGUAAUACUGGAAUAUUUGGUAGUAGUAAUACUGGUGCUCCCACAUUUGGCGCAAACACUACUGGUACAUCGGGUUCGAAUAUAUUUGGUUCUACCACCAACAGCACAGGGGCAACAAAUCUAUUUGGCAAUACUGGAGCUUCAAGUGGCGUGUUCGGAAGUGGCACAUCUAAUACCACCAAUCCAUUCGGUACCACCACCAUAGGGUCUUCAAGCAAUUCUGGGAUAUUUGGAUCUUCAACAUCUCCUACGGGUGGACAACAAACAGGAACAGCCGGCGGCUUAUUUGGGCAACCACAAUCUACAAGCACAACUGGUGGAUUAUUUGGGAACCCAUCUAAUAAUGCGACCUUUGGAGGAACAACAUUCGGUCAGCAGACCAACACGUCUAAGAGCACUGCCAUAGUUCCGUACAACCCCAACCCACUUAUACGUUGACUUGGGCCAAAUAGCCCCUUUUACAAAUAAACACGCAUACAAUAUGAUUGCAAUCACAGUUAGCCAUAUGUUGUUGUAAUUUAGGCUACGAGCACACAUGCUCCGCCAGCCUCUUUGAUCUUCUUCUCAGCCAGCUUGCUGAAGUAUCUAGCCUU